AAAUCCUUUCCAAGUUCAGCCUAUUUAUUUGUAAAACAGAUUUUUGGGUUUCUUCCACAGCUCUCACACGAAAAGAAGGUCGGACAUCUUCCUCUUCUUGUGAUUUCUCUUACAGUUUCUAAGGUUAUCUGGAGUUGGUAAAUUGAUCGGUGAUCGUGUUUUGCUCCUGUAGCCAUGGCUGCUAGGAUUCUUGCUAACUUGAUUGUGAUGGGCUCUGGAAUAAUGAUUCGAGCGUUUGCUCAAGCAUAUCGCCAGGCACUUGCAAAUGCCUCAAAGACUGGUGCUGCGCACGAAGCAGUACAAACUAUGAAAAGAGGUAGUAAAAUGAUGACUGAAUCGGAGGCUAGGCAGAUACUUGGUGUCACCGAGGAUACACCAUGGGAAGAGAUUGUGAAGAGGUAUGACAAGUUGUUUGAGAGGAAUACUCAGAGUGGCAGUUUCUAUCUCCAAUCGAAGGUUGUUAGAGCGAAAGAAUGUCUGGAAAGUAUUGAGAAACCAAAGCAGGGGCAGCAGCAGAACCCGAGUUAAAGCAUUGCUUCCUGGUUCGUGAGAAAUUGCUCUUCCCGAGUCGUUAACUAUAGCUAGUUGUCUUGUUUUUUCUCUUGUUGUUGCCAUUUAACAUCUGGAAUAUGGGGAUGUGGUACAAAAAAAAUUCUCAAUUAUUAGUUGAGCUACGAUUGUUUUGCAA
Salvia splendens (bonfire salvia) is the source of this 688-nucleotide messenger RNA. Its product is annotated as mitochondrial import inner membrane translocase subunit PAM16 like 1. The record is from RefSeq and is a predicted model, not a curated record. The coding region runs from base 175 to 528 and encodes 117 amino acids. Gene Ontology annotation, cellular component: TIM23 mitochondrial import inner membrane translocase complex. The transcript has 5 exons. Gene Ontology annotation, biological process: protein import into mitochondrial matrix. Lineage: Eukaryota; Viridiplantae; Streptophyta; Magnoliopsida; Lamiales; Lamiaceae.